Messenger RNA from Toxotes jaculatrix (banded archerfish), 5839 nucleotides. RefSeq names its product YEATS domain containing 2 (gene yeats2). Gene Ontology annotation, biological process: regulation of transcription by RNA polymerase II; chromatin remodeling. Gene Ontology annotation, cellular component: NuA4 histone acetyltransferase complex. The coding region runs from base 162 to 4490 and encodes 1442 amino acids. The record is from RefSeq and is a predicted model, not a curated record. NCBI's taxonomy places the organism in Eukaryota, Metazoa, Chordata, Actinopteri, Toxotidae. Gene Ontology annotation, molecular function: histone binding. The transcript is spliced from 30 exons.
CUGCACUGUUUAGCUUGUUUGUCCACCUCGAGAUUUAGCAAUUUGCCAAACACGAGUGUGUAAGAUUAAUACAGCAUAACGCAAAGGAUAUGCUCCCACUGAAUUAAAACACACGCCUCACAAAGAAACGUUGCUCCACAGAACAGGGCAGCCCCGGCGACAUGUCAGGAGUUAAAAGGAAAAUAGAAGGCAAUGACCCCGACUAUGAGGAUAUUUCGCUGGUCCAGAAUAGUAAGAGAAACAAAGCGGCGGAACAUAAUGCCCGUGAUGCUGCAGUACAGAAGAUUGAGACCAUCAUCAGAGAACAGUUUUCUUUGGAGAUGAAGAGCAAAGAGCAUGAGAUUGAUGUGAUAAGUCAGCGGCUCAAUGAAGCCAGGAGGAUGAUGGACAAACUGAGGGCAUGCAUCGUUGCCAAUUACUAUGCCAAUGCUGGGAUGACAAAGCUCCCAGAGCAUGCCUCUAAGAGUGACCCUGCAGUGCUGAACCAUCCAGCCAUCCGCCGGUUUCUGGAGUCCCCAUCCCGUUCUUCUUCCCCUCUCAACCAGGGCUCUGAGACUCCUUCUCUUGCCCACUCAGAGUCUGAGUCCCUCUCACAGCAAGGAGAGGGAGCUGAGAAGGAUGUAGAAGGAGCGUGGAGAGAGGACAGCAGCCGUCAGGAGCGCAGACCUGGACGUAAUACAGGCAAAGAUACUUUUGGAGUGCCAUCAUCUUUAGGAGCAGAUCAGAGGGUGACUUACCACACUACUGGAGAUGAAGCCUCUAGACUGUACGCAAAGAAGACAAUCGUAGUGGGGAAUGUAUCCAAGUACAUUCCCCCUGACAAGCGGGAAGAGAAUGAUCAGUCUACCCAUAAGUGGAUGGUGUAUGUUAGAGGCUCCAGGAGAGAACCGAGCAUAGACCACUUUGUAAAGAAAGUCUGGUUCUUCUUGCAUCCCAGCUACAAACCCAAUGACCUGGUGGAAGUCAGUGAGCCUCCCUUUCAUUUAACACGCCGUGGUUGGGGUGAGUUUCCUGUGAGGAUCCAGAUCCACUUCAAAGACCCUCGGAACAAACGUAUUGACAUCAUCCACCAGUUAAAGCUGGAUAGAACGUACACUGGGCUGCAGACACUGGGGGCAGAAACUGUGGUUGAUGUGGAGCUCUAUAGGAACUCUUUUGGGGACGACUACAUCCCUCAGCCUUCCUCGUCCAAGGUGACCCCCAGAGCGGCCAGCCCUGUGUCGGCCACCUCCCAAGCCCAAAGUUAUGGACGCUCCAGUUCACCCAUGUCACAUGAAUCCAGCGUAGACAAAGGUCUCAUCAAAGCAGAGGUGGGGAGAUGUACAGGGGGCCAUAGCUCAGGCCUCACUGCUGGUGAACGUACCCCAACCCGACCCAAAUCUGGUGACAGGAUCACCCUGGGUUCCCAUGGUAACUCUGCCUUCCAGCCCAUCACAGCGAGCUGUAAGAUUGUCCCACAAGGACAGCCACCCAGUCCUGCAGAGUCUCCCGGGAAAUCGUUCCAGCCAAUCACCAUGAGCUGCAAAAUAGUUUCAGGGUCUCCGAUCUCCACCCCGAGCCACUCCCCGCUGCCUCGCACGCCCACCACCUCCACCCCUGUCCACGGCAAGCAGAGCUCGUCAGUGCUCAACAACCCAUAUAUCAUUGUUGACAAGCCAGGCCAGGUGAUCGGCAUGGCUUCUUCAUCCUCCGCCUCCACAGGAAGCCCCUCCGCCAAACAGUCUGCUGCUCAAGGUGCUCGCUCUCCAGCCCCGAAAGUUCACACCGGCACCUUCCUCUCCUCAGGGGUGAAGGUUAUUAUCAAGCAAGAGCCGGGAGAAGUUUCAACACAGCAGCAGCCGAUGGUUUCCACAGUAACCAGCCAGCAGCAACCUGCCGCUACAGCAGCACACCAGUUUGUCGCAGUGAAGGGAGGUCACAUGAUCUCUGUGUCGGCCCAGAAACAGGCAGGAGGGGCCACAGGGGCCACGACUGGCAAGAUGUUAGGUAUUCCUGUUAGCUCAACACUUCAGUCCGCUGUCAAACAGGUGGCUAUCAGCAGUGGACAGAUUCUGGUCGCCAAGGGCAACCCCUCCGUCUCCAAGGUGAUGGGAGGGAAGCAGGUUUUGGCUCAGGGAGUCGCUAAAGCCAUCGUCAGUGGAGCCAGUGGCAUCUCUGGUCAGCAAGCUGCUGCCAAGGCGGCUGGUGGUUCAGGUGGCAAGAGUGGAGUGAUGGCUACUCUUCAGCUGCCAGCCAACAACCUAGCCAAUCUGGCCAAUUUGCCUCCAGGCACCAAGCUCUACCUGACCACCAACAGUAAGAACCCGUCAGGAAAGGGAAAGCUGCUUCUCAUCCCACAGGGAGCUAUCCUCCGAGCCUCCAGCGCAAGUCAGCAGUCCCAGAGCAGCUCGUCAGCAGGCGCUGGGGGCUCUCAGACCUCCUCCUCCUCCUCCUCUUCCUCUUCGAGCAGUCUGCCUUCCAACCUCUCCUACACGUCCUAUAUCCUGAAACAGACCCCACAGGGUACAUUUCUGGUUGGUCAGCCAGCGCAGGGUUCAGGGAAGCAGGGGGGCUCCAGUUCAGCUGCAUCAUCUCCAGCAGCUGUUACCCAGCAGGCCAUCCGUGUAACAGCUGGACAGAAGGCGGCCAUUCUGGCUCAGGUGGUGGGCGGCUCCCAGGGUGCACAGGUGAAGUUGUCGGACGGCUCUGUAAAGACUGUAACAGCGGCGGCAGCGGGCCACUUGUCCAAGCCGGGGACGACCACAUUGAGGAUGACCGGUGGAGUCAUCACUGCUGCGAGCUCCACCCCCAGCUCUGUCAGUGCUGCAGCAGCAGGCAGCCAACAACAGGCCGCCGAUGGUGGGAAGCCUGCCUCUCAGCACCACUCGCUCCUGGUGGCAGCGAACCAAGCAGCAGUAAUCAGCGCAGCUAAGAGCGCCAGUGCUGCUGCUGCUGCUGCUGGCGGCAGCCUGUCGAAGACCGCCGUGGCCACUUUGGUCAAGGGUGCCGGCAACCCUGCCACAAUGACAAAGAGCGCUGCCGGUUCAACGGGAGCUGUGGUAACAGUUGCCAAAAGCAUUGCCAAUAUGCCUGUCAUCAGCAUGUCCAAGGGUGCAGGUGUGGGGACCGUGGUGGGUGUGCCCAAAAGCAGUGGCACGUCAUUGGUCACCGCAGCCUCAUUAGUCAGCGGUAUGGCAGCUGGAGGGGGGAAGACUGGUGCAACUCUCUCAGGUAUGCUUAAGAUCCACUCUGGAGGUUCCAGUUCACAGCAAACAGUCUUAACCAUCCCUGCCAACCAGCUUAAGCAGCUGGGGGUUGGCACUGGGUCUGGAGGACUGCAGACCAUACUCAUGCCUGUCGGGAAAGUAGUGUCUAAAGGCCCAGUCUCCACUACUCCCUCCUCUUCCUCCACCUCUUCCACCACCCCCGGAGCAGCUGGAGCUGGAGCCUCCCCAAGUCCAGCCAUCCAGGCCUCCCCCUCCCUUGCCCUGCCUCUGGCACAAGUGAAGACAGAGCCAGGUGCUGGGACAGCUGUCACAGCUGGUCCAUCACCCCCGGUGACUGCUCCUGUCCCCACCUCCACCCAUGUUCCCUCUGCAGCUACCACCGUCAAGCAGGAACAAGUGGCAAAUAACUCUACGCACGACCUCAUCAACACUGAACACAUAGAGACCAUGAUGCAGCUGCUGACAGCUGUGGUGAAGAAGUUCCCUCUGAUUGUGCCAGAUAAGACUGAAGACUCCCAUCCAUUCUGUGCCUCCUCGACAGAACAGUAUUAUUCCUGGAAUAUUGGCAAGCGCAGAGCAUCAGAGCUUCAGCGAGCAGUGGCGGUGAAGCGGGUUGUCCAGGACGUGUUGGACCAUUCGCCCCGCCUGCAGGCCCUCACCCCGCCGAAGACGAGAGAGGUGGUGCAGUGGUGUCGGCAGAGGGGCUACACGCCACCCGACCCCGAGCCCCAACGCAAGAACGACGACGAGUCCAUCGAGGACAUCCUCACACAGAUAGAUAACGAGCCUGAGUGCCCGUCGACCCUGAGUAGCUACGACGAGCUGGUGCUGCGGCUGGAGCAGAUGCAAGCUCUGCUGAAGACUGAACCGGAGGAGGCAGAUGACGAAAUAGUCGACAUCGUCACCGUGACCCCGGCCUGCCAGAAACUAAAGGUCAAAGAGGAAGAGCAAGAAGCUGACGCCGAGCCCAAGUUCUUCCUGGGCCCCUGCGUGUCCACCCAGUUUGUCAGUGAAACAGCUCAGCAGAUCGGGGUAACCUUCCAGCCGGUCGAGGUGGAGAAGAAUGUGUUCGCUCCGGUAGUCGAAGCCAUGAUUCUGAAGGCUACAGAGCAGUUUGCCAGUGACAUCCUGAGAGAAGCUCUGGCUGGGGCCUACGCCAAAUCCCCUCAGAACAGGGCUCCAAGAGAGAUCACAGCCAUGAACAUCCACCAGGCGGUCAGUAGCAUCCCCACCUGUGAUUUUCUCACCAACACACACAUGGGUUACCUGGCUAAGGACAACUGAGGACAACAAGACUGACAGUGGCUGGUAACCGACACCUGCAGAGAUGUGAGGACUGUCUGAACUGCUGGUAAUGACAGAGAGACUGUGACAGCUCCACUGUGUGAAUAUUCACACCUGGAUGUGGCCCCGUUGCCUCAGGUUGUGCAGUAAUAGCUAAUGUACUGUAUUCAUUAACGCGAUCAUAGAAGGGCUCAGCUUGCUUCUCACAGCAGCAGAAUAACAAACGUUUCUAAUACUGCGGGUAUAGUGUAACAUUUCCCCAGGGCCCCAGGGCGUCGACAGAAGCGGCAUUAUGGGAAUGGCGUUAUUUGAUUUUGAGAGGCUGUUGCGCUCUCGCUUACCUCAUAACAAGAUUAUUUUAAUGAUGAAGUGUUUCCUGCCAGACAGCUGACCGGUCAUCGGGGGAAAUAAAGCCUGAGUGACUUACAGGGCUAAACAACAACAUCCGACAGCUGUCCCCUCCUUCAUUCUUCAUCCUGCUGUCACGUCCCCUGAACUGGGAACAAGAUUCAGUUUACCAGCAGAUGCUGGAAACACUAAUGAACAUCUGAGUUGUCAGCAUUCUCUAUCAGUCACAGUGAUAGCAAUGUCUGAUGGGUACUCUGGGCAACGCAAACAGAGAGAUUCUUUUAAAAGAAAAAAAAAAAGUGGCAUUGCCAUGGCAACCAAUUGUCCGUCAUUACGAACAUCCUUUGAUGUAUUUCAGCGUUACCUGGCAGAGGUACAGAUGAAUGCAAUCAUAACACAAACAUGCAGGAAGUGACUGUUUUCUAAGGCUCUUCAGAAGAGAUUCGUGUUUCCUAUUUUUAAUGUCACAAAUCCCACGUCAGGAAAUAGGUAAGAGUCUGAUGAACCAAUCAUUGUGUUGUUAUGAGUUCAAGACACCUGUCUCAAUAUUUAGUCUCCUUCAUAAACCAGCUCUGACAGCCUGUUGAAGUGCUUUUAUGUGUUCAGUUUAACAGCCGUAAUAUAUCUAUCAUGUAAUAUACACAGUGUAUAUAACCAGUAAGAAAUAGAUGGUGUUGUCAAAUCCUGUUUUAUUUUUGUAUCUAAUAUCAACACCUCCGAGCAGCAACGCCCUAACAAUGUGUGUGUGUGCGUGUGUGAAUGUGUGAAUAAGUGAGUUAAUGAAUUUGACGGUGAGUGUUCAUGUGUGUUUUGUUGGCUGAUGUUUUGCUGGUAAUUCUGUUUAAUGUGGAGCUUUUGUUAAUGUGUGGAUGACUGGAGAAGUGGUAGUGUUUGGGCUGAGUAGUUGUGAUGCCUGUCUAACCAAAUUUGUGUACAAGAUACCCAAACUUUGUAUUUUCACGUUUCAGUGCAAACCAAAAAAUAUAAUCAAUAUUCUUGUA